AUGUAACCAAGAACUAUUUCACCAACUAAAUAUUCGUAAGUCCUAGCUAGUCAGGACUUCUCAUAACCAGGCACCGUAAAGAAGGCACAUCCACUCAAUAAUCAAUCGCCUUACAUCCAUUCCCCUCUCUAAAAUAAGAUGAACUUUAGCAUUGUGUCUGAAGAUGCAGAGAAUUAUCGAAUUAAAUGUCAUGAACUCGAACGAGAGUUGGCCAAAUAUAAGGCUGAUAAUGAACUUUAACGUCUAGUUUAGCAAAAGAGUGGCGACCUAGAGUAUAAAGUAGUCGAAGUCUUAGAAUCUAACAAUGCUCUCCAAGGCCAAUUGGAAAGAGCUCAAAAGAUGGCUUUGUAAAGAAAAAGUGAAUCUGAGAUGUGGAAAUAAAAAUAUGAAGCCCAAAUGGGAUCUCUCAUGUAGAUAAGACAGAAUUAUGAAUCUGAGAUCAAGGCUCUUACUUUGGAAGUGUAAAAAGCCAAUGCCAGAAGCAGUGCGUUGGAUCAAGAAAAAAAUAGAAUAAUUUCGGAUUAGAGAAAUGUGGCUGAUAACUAAACAACGUAAAUCUAAGAAACAUUUAAACGAUCAAAUAAUAGUCAAGCUGAUAUGUAUGAGGCACAACUCAAGAAACUUAGAGAUAUGUUAGAAGAUAGAACAUUACAAGUGGCUCAAUUGUAAUCUCAAAUUGAGAGACAGAAAAUAGAGUCUUAAGAUACUUAAUUAAGAUUAAUGAAUGAAAUAGAUAUCACUAAAUCUAGAUUGACUGCUAUUCAAAUUGAUCAUCAAAAUGAAUUAUUGGCACAAAAGUAGAAAUUGGAUUUGUAUCAAGAAACCAAUUUGAGAAAUCAAUAAACUGCUCAUGAGAAUCAACAAGAUGUUUAAGGUUCAGAAAUUACCAAACUUAAGAAUUUGUUAGAAAUCAAGACUCAAGAAAUCGAAACUCUAAUCAACCAAAAUCAAAAGUAAAAAAUACAAUCAGAAUUAGAGAUUUCUGGAUUGAGAUCUGAAAUUGAAAUGCUAAGAAGACAAAUCUUGAGUAAUGAAUAAUUACAUCAAUAAGAAAAUCAUAAUAUCCAAACUAAUUUAGAUAACAUUCAUAAUAAUGAUACCACUAAUCUUAAAUUAACACAUGAAAAUCAAUUGUAGGCUUUACAUAAAGAAAUUCUAAAACUUAAGGAAAUUAUUGAUCAUAAAAAUUCAGAUAUCCAAAAAUUAGUUGUUGAAAAAUAAUAACAAAAGGACUAUUAUGAUGGGGAAAUCCAAAGAUUGAUCAAUACUAUUGAAGAUCAAAAACGAAGAGCCAUUUUAUUAGAGAAUGAGAAAAACAGAGAAAUUGCUGAUUAACAUGCCAGAAUUGAAAGAUUAACCAUUUAAUAUGAAAAUAUGUAAAUUGAUCUCCAAAAAUAGAUUUAAUUAUUGAAUCAAGAAAUAAUCAACUUAAAGAAUUUGUUAGAUCACAAAAACCAAGAAAUUUAACAGAAUCUUAAGAACUAUUCUUAAAUCAAAUUAGAGUUUGAAGAUAAAUUAAGAAAUUUAUAAAAUGAUUUAGAACUUGUUAAACUCAGAGCAUUUGAAACUGAAAAAUCAAAACUUCAAGAAAUCUAAGACCUAAAGACUCUUAUUAAAGAAAUAGAUACAUAAAACAGAGAGAAAUAGAAAUAAUUGGAAUAAUAAAUUGAUCAUUAAAAAUAUGAAAUCUAAAAGACAUUCGAUAUGUAUAACAAUAAAAUUAAAGAAUGUGAGAAUCUAACAAUCCAAAGAAAUAAUGCUGAACUUAUCCAAAAACGUAUUCAAGAUGAAAAUGACAAAUUGAUUGACAAAUUACACCAUUUUGAAUAAGAAAAGAAUCUAGAAAUAGAUGAAUUAAGACAUAAAAUGGAUUCAGGUGCUGCUUACUAAUUUGAAAACCUUAAGAGUGCCUACAAUACCUAAGUAGGAUUACUUUCAGAUCAAAUCUCUGAUCUCCAAAAUUAAUUGGCAAUCAAGAACAGAGAAUUGACUGAAAUGAUUGAGAAAUACACCAUACUAGACAAGAGUCUUUUGCCUGAAACCUUAGUAUCCAGAGCUGCAUAUAACAGUAGAAUAGGAGUUCCUGCUGAAUUACUAGCCAAUAAGUCCAUCCAUGAUGCUACACUAAAAUCCUAACUAAGAAAUAGUCCCAUUCAAAGAUAUUGA
Messenger RNA from Paramecium tetraurelia, 2166 nucleotides. RefSeq lists its product as uncharacterized. Lineage: Eukaryota; Ciliophora; Oligohymenophorea; Peniculida; Parameciidae. The record is from RefSeq and is a predicted model, not a curated record. The transcript has a single exon.